UCCCGACCGGCAGCAAAAGAAGAAGAAGAAAACGAAGAAGCGGCUAGUGAUCUAGCCUAGCUGCGAGCUUUAUUUAGAGAAAUAUGGCUGCUGUGCUCCCUGUAAGACCGCCCUGCGACAGCAACCCUGCUACCCCUGGGGCACAAUCCAUAAAGGAGGAUGUCAUAGAAGAGGAGUCCAAUGAUGGCAGUCAGCCUCCCAAGAGAAGGAGAAUGGGUUCAGGGGACAGCUCUCGGAGCUGCGACACCUCCAGUCAAGACCUGGGCCCGACAUAUUUCCCAGCAGAGAACCUGACAGAGUACAAGUGGCCUCCAGAUGACACAGGAGAGUAUUACAUGCUACAGGAGCAGGUCAGCGAGUAUCUGGGAGUCACAUCCUUCAAGAGGAAGUACCCUGAUAUGGAGAGAAGAGACUUGUCCCACAAAGAGAAGCUUUACCUGCGUGAACAGAACGUCAUUACUGAGACACAGUGUACUCUGGGUCUGACAGCUCUGCGAAGUGACGAGGUGAUAGAUCUGAUGAUAAAGGAGUAUCCCACCAAACACUCUGAGUAUUCAGUCAUACUGCAGGAGAGAGAGCGACAGAGAAUAGCUAAAGAGUACUCUCAAAUGCAGCAGCAGAACCCUCAGAAGGUGGAGGCCAGCAAGGUUCCUGAAUACAUUAAGAAGGCGGCUAAAAAAGCUGCAGAGUUCAACAGUAACUUCAACAGGGAGCGUAUGGAAGAGAGGAGAGCUUACUUUGACCUCCAGACACAUAUUAUCCAGGUGCCCCAGGGCAGGUUCAAGGUGCUGGCUCCGGAGCUGACAAGGACGGGGCCCUACCCUGUGGCGCUCAUACCAGGACAGUUCCAAGACUACUACAAACGGUACUCUCCCAAUGAGCUGCGAUACUUGCCGUUGAACACAGCUCUGUUUGAGCCUCCUCUGGAUCCAGAGCUCCCUGCGCUGGACUCAGAACCUGACUCGGAUGAUGCAGAGGAGGGCAAGGAUGAUAAAAAGAACAAGAACUCAUCUGACAGUUCUUCAGGAAACACAUCAGACGUGGAGAGCCAGGAGGGAGGAGGUGGACAUGGCCACAAGUCCAAGGCCAAAGACAGGGCAUCCACGCCGGGCAAAGACGGCGGCCAUCGCCAUUCCGCCUCCCACAAAGCCACCCCAGGGUACAAGCCUAAGGUCAUUCCCAAUGCUAUAUGUGGCAUUUGCCAGAAGGGUAAAGACGCCAACAAGAAGGGCAAGCCAGAGGCUCUCAUUCACUGCUCCCAAUGUGAUAAUAGUGGUCACCCGUCCUGCUUGGACAUGAACACGUCGCUGGUGUGUGUGAUCCAGACGUACCGCUGGCAGUGUAUGGAGUGUAAGACCUGCACCGUGUGCCAGCAGCCCCACCACGAGGACGAGAUGAUGUUCUGUGACAAAUGCGACCGAGGUUACCACACAUUCUGCGUGGGCAUGGACUCCAUACCCACUGGCCUUUGGGUAUGUGAGGUUUGCGACAAAGACUUUACCACACCCAGGAAGAAAGGAGGAGCCAAAACACCGAAGAAGUCAAAGUCAGCUAAAAAAUGAUCAACAGCAUCAUUAACCACAAUACCACGACCAAAUUCUACAUAAAUGCACAAAUGUCAUCUGUUAAAUGUUUUGCAGAAGAAGUAACAUUUUAAAACAUCAGAUCAUUGUUUUCCAAAAAUAAACGGAAGUGUAGCCCUCCUACCAAAUACCAACAAUCAAAACACAAGAUCUUAACCUGCAGUCACUCUUCAUUGAUUGGCAGUUCUUUAAAUACUCAUGCUAACAUUAGAAAACUAACAUAUUAAUAUCUUCUGUGAAUGCUUUGAUGACAUCAGUAAAGCAGGCCUAUAACUUGAAAUACAAUCAUUUGAAUUAUACCUCAAAUGCACGCGCUCAAAAAAUCCAGACAUAAACAUUAACCUGACCUCUCUGUUCUGUGAUGUUAGAGAAUGAACUCCAGUCACCAUAUAAACAUAAUGUUAACUGAUAAACUGUAAAUCAAAUCCAUCCAAAUGAACUAAAUCCUGUGAUCUGCUAACCACUAACAGCAUCAAUGCAUUCCUAUUUCAUUAAACUGAUGAGUCUUGUAUUUUCUGUCUUAUGACAUUUCUGUAGUGAUCGGAAAAUUGUUUCAGCUGAACAAAUGGUGUUUUUGAUCCUGUUCUACUGGAUCAGUCGAUGUUACCAAGAGCUCACUGACCUAAUUCAGUGUCUUUAAAAACAACAUUUUUUUGUAUCUGAUCAACUACAGUUGGUAUUUUUGAAUUAACAUGUAUUUGAUGAGGCAGGCCAGUAAAGAGAAUCUUAUUUAAACAAAGUCUUGUCUUAAAUGAUGACUCGGUGCUUGUGAUCCUGUGUAAUGAGAUGUAGUAGACGCUGGCUGCGGUAGACUUCAUGGCUGCAUCAGUUUUCAGGUAUUUAUGUGUUAGUCUUGAUUACUGAAACAAAGUGUCUCACUUUUGUUGUCCUCUAUUAUUAAUUAGUAUAAGAAAAUGUAACCACUCUGUAAUUACUUUGAAAUUAAACAUCCAUCAGCUAUGAUUAGUCAACUGAUUUUGCAGUCAGUCAGUGCAGUUAUUUUUUUCUAUUUUGUAUUGUCCUUCAUUGAGCAAGCUGUUUAAGGGAUUUUUAAUAAUGUCAUAGCCACUGAAUUCAGAAGUGUUUUCUUCCCAAUAAAAGCUACGUAAAAAGAUUCAUCCUUUA
Messenger RNA from Micropterus salmoides (largemouth bass), 2708 nucleotides. It is a transcript of the gene phf10, whose product is annotated as PHD finger protein 10. The record is from RefSeq and is a predicted model, not a curated record. The transcript has 12 exons. Gene Ontology annotation, cellular component: npBAF complex. Bases 84 to 1562 code for a protein of 492 amino acids. Lineage: Eukaryota; Metazoa; Chordata; Actinopteri; Centrarchiformes; Centrarchidae.